Messenger RNA from Capsaspora owczarzaki ATCC 30864, 1195 nucleotides. RefSeq lists its product as hypothetical. Lineage: Eukaryota; Filasterea; Ministeriida; Capsasporidae. The transcript is spliced from 4 exons. The coding region runs from base 36 to 1097 and encodes 353 amino acids. The record is from RefSeq and is a predicted model, not a curated record.
UCAGUCUCGAUUUCGCUGUUGACAAACUUGGCAAAAUGUCGCUCAGCCCGCCAAGUCGCCCUGUUCCGGAACCACCGGAGCGCGUCGCACCGACACCACCGGCCUCGCAGGCUGGUGCAUCCGAUCAAGAGCUGGCCGAUCUGUUUGCUGCGUUGGAAGCGGAGGACGUCCAGCUGAGGGAAGAGCACUUGCUGCUCGACGACGUGCCACCUCAGAACGAGGUUGUCGUGAGCUUGCAGCUGCGGCUCAUGCUUCAGGGCGCCUGGUUUGCGUUGCUCGGCAGCGUCCUCCUGUUGACCUCCAAGCCACUGUGGAUUGUCCAUCGCCGCUAUGCCCUCGUCAUGCUGCUGACGACCGUCGGGCUGUUCGUUGCGCUCCAUUUGCUUAUUAUCCCGUUCCGGAUUGUCAUCACUUUGCUCUCGCUCCUCUCCCUCGACCUCAACUUUCUGCUCGAAUCGGCAUCGUCCACGAUUCUGAGCUUCUGUCGGCUUGUUCCGUUCGGAUUGCUGCUUGUGAUGCGCUAUGGCUACAUGGAUGUCCUUGACAAUCUCUUUUUCAUUGGCAUGGAUAACUUCCCUCGAUUGAAAGCUGCGCUUCGGGAGGAAAGGCGGCCCCCAUUCAGCUUGCGCAGGUUCAUCGACAAGAAAAUCGCUUUUCUGCUCAAAAUCAUCGCCGCACUGCUGCUGUCACUGGUGCCGUAUGUUGGACCAGCGAUCCUGUUCUUCCUCCAGUACAAGACAGUCGGCUUGGUGCUUGGACGAGGGCUCGGGUUAACGAUUGCAUUUUUGGGUGUGUUUGUCCCGCUUCGCGAGCUGUGCUGGGGCUUCUUGUACGUGUGUGUUCUGGCUCGUGCCAUUUCUUGGGAGCUGUUGGCACCGUACCACGAACGAGUUUCACAGCAACGCUCGCGCAGCUCUGGUGAUCCGCGACCCCGCAUCGAGCGCUCCGCGUUGACUCAACUGCAGCAAGAUGCGAUGGCGCUCGGUUUUGGCAUUCCGAUCGCGUUGCUAUUGCACUAUACUCCCUACGGGUGGGUCAUGUUUGGCCUUCUUCAAGCCAGCGCUGCUUACCUUGUGGCUGGAUUGCAUUUCCAUUGAAGCAAACCAAAAAAACGUUGGAAUUUGCCACUUUAGUUUUCGUCUCCUUGUUCCCGGCUCGCUCGGGGUCGUGGAGCUACAAUACAUUUACCACAUGC